AUGGCUAUCAAAAGUGCUGGUGGAUCCAUUGUAUCUAAGAUAGCAGAAGUCUUGGUGGAACCAGCAAUCAAGCAGUUCCGUUAUAUGUUCUGUUUCAACAAUUUUGUUCAAGAAUUCAAUGAACAAAAGAUGAGCCUGGCUUUGGCACUUUAUCGUCUACAAGAUGCUGUCGACGUUGCUAAAAGGAAUACUGAAGAGAUUGAGAUUGAUGUCAACAAAUGGCUGGAAGAUGCAAAAAACGAAAUUGAAGGUGUGAAUCGUUUGGAAAAUGAAAAGGGAAAAAAUGGCAAAUACUUUACUUGGUGUCCAAAUUGGAUGCGACAAUUCAAGUUAAGCAAGGCACUGGAAAAGAAGACAGAGACUUUGCGAAAGCUUGAAGACAAUAGCAAAAAGUUUCCCAAAGUGUCCCACAAAGCACCUCUUCAAGACAUAGAAUUUCUUCCAUCAGAGGGACUCACACCCUCGGAAUCGUCAAAAGAAGCUUUCGAACAGAUUAUGAAAGCUCUCGAAGAUGACAACGUCAAUAUGAUUGGACUGUACGGCAUGGGAGGGGUGGGUAAAACCACCCUGAUGAAAGAAGUAUGCAGGAGUGCCAAAGAGUCGCAGCUGUUUGAUGAAGUUUUGAUGGCUACACUGUCCCAGAAUCCAAAUGUCAUAGACAUUCAGGAUCGAAUGGCAGAUAGUUUAGAUAGGGAUCCCAUUUGGUGA
Messenger RNA from Populus euphratica (Euphrates poplar), 708 nucleotides. Its product is annotated as disease resistance protein RFL1-like. The transcript has 2 exons. Gene Ontology annotation, molecular function: ADP binding. Lineage: Eukaryota; Viridiplantae; Streptophyta; Magnoliopsida; Malpighiales; Salicaceae. Bases 1 to 708 code for a protein of 235 amino acids. The record is from RefSeq and is a predicted model, not a curated record.